AUGGUGACCGGGAUUAUCGGACGCAAGAUCGGGAUGACCCAGGUGUUCGACGACAAGGGGACCGCGCUGCCGGCGACGGUUCUCGCCGCCGGCCCCUGCGUUGUGGUGCAGCGCAAGACGGUCGAUAGGGACGGGUACGACGCAGUGCAGCUCGGCCUCGUCGAAGACCGCCCGGCGCGGGUUUCAAAGCCGCUUGCGGGUCACUACCGCCGGUCGGGCGUGGAGACGGACAAGGUCCGCCUCAGCGGCAUCCGGGAGGUCGCCGUAGUCGAUGCCCAGUCGGGCGACGUGCCACAGGACGGCGAGCAGGUGCGCGUGUCGCUAUUCGCCGCCGGGGAUCAGGUGGAUGUGGUCGGCGAGAGCCGCGGCCGCGGGUUUCAAGGGGUCGUCAAGCGCCACGGCUUCGCCGGCGGCCGGGCCACCCACGGGUCGAUGUUUCACCGUGCACCCGGUUCUAUCGGACAGUCGUCCUAUCCGUCGCGCGUCAUCAAGGGGAUGCGAGGACCGGGCCGCAUGGGCGGAGACCGCGUGACGGUACGCAAUCUGCGCAUUAUCCAGGUAGAUGUCGAGAAUAACCGGUUGGUCGUGAUGGGCGCCGUGCCGGGGGCGCCGGGUGGGCACGUGCUCAUUCGGCGCGCGGUGGCGCCGCGGCGCGAGCCGGUGGUCGCCGUGCAGGACACGGCCAAGGCGAAGCAGCGGCGCAAAUGA
Messenger RNA from Geodia barretti, 708 nucleotides. NCBI's taxonomy places the organism in Eukaryota, Metazoa, Porifera, Demospongiae, Tetractinellida, Geodiidae. The record is from the annotation of a GenBank genome assembly.